Molecule: messenger RNA, 4352 nt
Organism: Dreissena polymorpha
Lineage: Eukaryota; Metazoa; Mollusca; Bivalvia; Myida; Dreissenidae
Exons: 3
Coding region: 116-3445 (1109 amino acids)
Source: RefSeq, a predicted model, not a curated record
ACUACAAUUCUCAAAUUAUAUUCACAUUAAACAAGUUUAAACAUAUCACAAAGACGUGAGUGCGGUUUUAUUGCCGGCAAGAAAUCGUUGGUGGUGCGGAGGUCUGACCUAUAUUAUGGGUACAACAUCGUCGAAACCUGCUCGCGGUGCGAGAGGAAUUCCAUACUCAUCCUCCGGUCAGGGAGCGAAAAGAACUAAGGCUUCAUCUUCAAGUCAAGGAGCGAAACAAACUACAUUAUCAUCUUCAAAUCCAGGAGCGAAAGCAACUACAUCAUCAUCCUCAGGUCAAGGAGCGAAAUCCACUUCAUCAGCAUCCUCAAUUCAAGGAGCAAAAGCAACUACAUCAGCAUUCUCAAGUCAAGGUGCGAUAGGAACUAAAGCCUCAUCAUCCGAUCGAGAAGCGGUAGAAACUACAUAUUCAUCCUCAUAUCACGGAUUGAGUGGAGCUACACCUUCAUCAUCAGAUUCUGGAGCGAAAAUAUUUACAGCUUCAAACUCAGAUGGAAAAGCGAGAGGAACUCCGCAAUUACAAGAUACAGAAAUGGCUCACAUAGAGAUUGACGGCCGCGUUGCAAUUGUCACGCGAGAUGCUGUUGAUGAACUUCGCGCCCAAGGACAUGCAAUCAUGAAUAAUCUUGAAUUGUUUGAAAUUAAUUCGAAGCGCUCGAUUGAUUCGGGCGCCAUCGAUUCUUUGAACGAGCUGAGCCUGGGAGCGCUCAACAUUAUGAGGGACAUUGAAUCGGUAGGAAUAGGCGAAAAGGAUGCAAUCGUCUCAGGUGCAGAGGAUGGAAAGCGGGAAUUGGAGGCAACGUGUAUCAAACUGAAAGAGGACAUUGAAAGAGAAAGAAUUAAGGUCAUGUAUAACAUUUAUUCUGGUGUGCAGGGACUUCAUGAAAGGGAGCACGAGAAGGCACGUGACGUGAUUCAGUCGUGGUUAAUCGAACAGUACCGGGCAAUGUGCGUUUUGCCAGUGUCGAUGCUGGAUCCUGGCAUAGAUGUACCUUUUGAACGGAUCUACGUUUCCCCGUCCAUCACGGAGCUAAGAAGAGUCCAAGAGACGGACAACAUAUUAAGGGGGGAAACAGAUUGUUUGAGUUGUUACAAAGAUUUGCUGCUUAAACGGAUCUACGUUUCCCCGUCCAUCACGGAGCUAAGAAGAGGCCAAGAGACGGACAACAUAUUAAGGGGGGAAACAGAUUGUUUGAGUUGUUACAAAGAUUUGCUGCAUCGUGACGGGAAUCAUGUCAAUACAAUUUAUAUCCAAGGAGAUCCGGGUUGUGGUAAAACGACAUUUUCAACAAAGAUCGUUUUUGAUUGGUGUGCAGCCCAUUCAGAAAAUAUUGCCAUUGCUAAGAAAGACAUCACGAGAAGUGCAAACAGCAGCGAGGAGACGUCAAAACCAACACAUUUCAGAGAUAUUGACACUCUGCGAGAGUACACAUUUCUGUUCUUUGUGUCGUUACGUGAUUACAGCGGAUCCAUGUGCAACGUCAGUCAGAUGGUCGAGGAUGCCAUAAAGAGAAACAAACUACCUUGGGAUGACAGUGUCUGGGAACAUAAAUGUAUUGUUCUGACAGACGCUGCUGACGAAUGGUACCACCCCGAUAUACCCUUUCCUCCGCCAUGUUACGCAGAGUGCAAGUGCCAUAAAGACCGAAGUAUGCCACUGUAUUUACAGCGAACAAACAUUACCAACAUAAUAACCUCACGGCCAUGGAAACUUGCCAAUAUAAGCAUGAGCGAUACUUUGACGCGUAUGUUCAACAUUUCCGGCGUUACAAACCCCAAAACCUUGGCGGAAAAUGUCAUUAAUGUUUUAGCUGAGAAGGACGGUAUUUCUAAGAAUGAUCGCCAAUGUAAAUGUAUUGAUUUCUUUAAAAAAAUAGAGAAACACAGCUUGGGAAACCUCAUCACAGUACCAGCUGUUUGUGUGCAGUUAGUUCAUCAGUUUUACGUUGGACGAUUAAUGGAAGAUUCUCUGUGUGCUAUAUACAUGAAUAUGCUAGAUAUGCACAUAGCCAAAGGAUUGCAAAACAAUCAAAUUGAAGAUUUUGACACUGAAGAAAUUUGCGUUAAAGAAAUAAAACACAUAUUUGAAACCGGAAAAAACGAGUAUGUGUCGGCUAAUGGGUCGCUGGUUCGCUCUGCAUGUGCGCUAGCGUUUAAAACACUAACAGACUCUAGAAAAGAAUCGUCGCUAGUCUUUGUGGAAAACACAAUCACAAAACACAUGAAGAAAUCACAACUUGAUUACUUACUUCAGACAGGGAUUAUCACAAAGAAAAAAUCGUUUGCGCUUAGCUCGCAAAAGAAUAUUCCAUACAUGUUCGUACACAAAACUAUUCAGGAGUUUCUAGCAUCGAUGCAUAUUGCAAUUAAUCAGACAGAAAUUGAAGACAACCUGAACGCCAUUCAGUCGGUGUAUUGUGAUUGUGAGUCUAUUCUGGACAUCGGUCAGUUAUUUAUUUUCACAUGUGGAAUGUGUGCUCCAGCGGCUGAAAGAAUGUCAAAGCACAUCAUGGAUGUCAUUUCACGCGACAUGGAAAGAACGCUGCUUUUUGUUUCAGACCCGGUUUUUAUUUGUCUACUUUCUGAUUUAUCUUAUUUUGCACAAAAAAUUGUAUUGGGUGGCUUUAUUGAAAUGGUAACGAAUAAACAGACGUGCUUACAACUUACACUCAGUCAUGUAAAUCUUGAAAAUUUUGAAAGUCAGGACAUCAAGGAAAACGAACCUUUAAAUACGUUAAUAGAUAUGAACAUAUCAAACAUCAAAGCCUUACAUACACGUUUCCGUCACAAGUCUCAACAGGCAGCAUCAAAUCGUGAACAGAAAAUUAGUUCGCAAUCGAGAGAAACAUUGACGUAUCUGCUGCUUCAGGACAGGGGUCAAUUGGACCUACAGGGUCUAAAACUCAAGUACUUAUCAUGUUGUGGAUAUUGCGAUAUAAGUAAUUUAGACUGCACCUAUAUGCGUUCGUGUUAUAUGUUUUGGCUAACACCAAUAUCAGAGGAGCGCAUCUUACAAUCGAUGUCUGUCACUGGUAAAAACAUUACACGUCUAAUGCUGGUAGAGGUUAAAUCAAUUGACCUUCUCUGGGCAGCUCUACCAAACCUGACCAGUCUACACACGCUUAUAUUAGGGUCAACAGAACUUGCGGUUACACAGCUGUACUGCCUGUCGGACUCGCUCAGAAAGUUAGUUUAUAAAUGGGUUAAUGUUUCCGCUCAAGAUGUAAAGUCGAUGGUGGAAUGGUCAAAGUCACGGGACACGUGUGUGCGUUGUGAAUUGUUCAUGUGUUACAUAUCUUCCGACGAGACGGAUAUUUGUCACUUAAUGAAGCAGCAGGACGGUAUUGAUAUUUCACAAUGUGAAGUCAAAGCGAAAAGCGAAUUGAUACAUGAGGAUCAAAUUUUUAUUUCUUGGAGCACCAUUUUAUCAAAGUGACAAUUAUCAAACAAGUCGUCAUAGAUUCAAGACGAAAGGAGAGUGUCAUAACACUAAGGACGUUGACAACAUUGAAAAUUUACAAUCGCUGUAUAAUUCGAAAUUAAUAAAACUAUACAGAGUUACACACGCGAAAAGUGAAUAAUCUAGAUAUGUUUGUUUCUAUUUUUGUGUUCUUUAAAUUUUAUGGCGACGAUCAAUUCAUUAAUAUAAAUCUUUAAAUGAUUGACUCAAGCUUGGACAAAGUGCAAAAACCGUAAACAACACCCUUUUAUGUUAAAUAAUUAGCUUUCGCUUUUGUGUAAUAAUUAUCAUGAAUGUAUACAAUGUCAUAAUGUAGCUAUACAUUCCGUUUGAACAACGAGUGAAGAGUGUAUUGUUUACGAUUUGUCUAUGGUGCUUUGCAUCUCACGGAAACUGAUGUAUUCUAUUUCACUCGUCCUUCGAAAGUUUGUAUACCCCAUUGAAUUAUGUUACAAUAAGUAUUUUUAAUAUAAUAUGUUUUCCAGUUAUUAAGUAACCUAUUCCGUAAGACAAUUGUUUGUGCUGUUUUGUAUAUUAUAUGCAAUAUAUAUUCAUUUUAUUCAUUAUAACCUCCCUUAAUAUGUAACGACUCGUAUAAUUAAUGAUAUGUGUAAUCAUGUGUUAUUAAUGAAUGAAAAGAACGCACUAUACCUUCGAAGGAACUUCUAAGUAUAAAAUGUUGAAAUAGAUUUGUCUCAGAAGUCGGCAGAUUCUAUUAGAUGUUUAAUCUUGUAAUAUGUCAAUAGUUGUAUUUGCCGGUGCUCGCAAUUUUCAAUAAAUGCGCGUUUAGGAAAUCACGCAAUGGACAGACCAUGUAUGUCAGAUUAUACAGAUGGAUAUAUUCAAAUUGACUUUUCCAAAAUAAAACUUCUUGUUUUCGUCU